Molecule: messenger RNA, 1283 nt
Organism: Trametes versicolor FP-101664 SS1
Lineage: Eukaryota; Fungi; Basidiomycota; Agaricomycetes; Polyporales; Polyporaceae
Exons: 4
Coding region: 225-1283 (352 amino acids)
Source: RefSeq, a predicted model, not a curated record
GGCCACCUCCCGGUCAUCUUCUUGGUCUCUAGGCUCUCACUUCUCUCUUGCUCUGUCUGUCUAUCAGUCAUCUGAGGCGACUUUGAACUGAUCGAAUUCCGGUUAACACUUGGGGUGAAGCCUAAGCGGAUCGGCGUCGCACAUCUGGCUGCACUGUACAGUGUACAUUCCGUCCUGCCCCAUUUAUACUCGGUGUUUUGCCACGACGACGGCCCCAUGUCACCAUGGCCAAGAUUUCCAGACUUGAUGGUCUCAACGAGGACAUUUUAUACUGCAUCCUUGUUCAGGUCGCAGCUCUCAGAACGCAAACCGAUGAACAGAGCAUUGCUCUCAAGAAUCUAUCGACGACGUGCAAGCGCAUGCGCUCGUACUGUAUGCCUGUCCUCUUUCAUGAGUGUCAGUCUAUAGUUCGCUUUGGCGGCGUCCCACCGGAGGCUAUUCGUGCGCAUGUUAGGCACAUCAAAUACAUUCGCGCUUUCCAUAAGAUCGAAGAGGUCUAUGCUGCUGGAUUCUAUAACGGCAUGAUGGUACCUAUGCCGUUGGUCGACUCCUCCGGCAACAGUAUCGUCAAAAUCCCUCCCCCUCCUCCAUUUGGUCUCGAGCUCGACUACCUUCCCAACGUACGUGCUGUCACAUUCCUUCUGUGUCCGGGAGGCGUGCCCUGGUACGCUCUCACGAAAUGCCUGGAUUAUCCUAAUGUCACGUCUAUUUCCAUCGACAAAGACUCGGCGUGGAUAUUCCCCCCACCGUCCCCCAUCCCGGCCGACCUGUCACCGACAUCCCACGGCUGUCGGCUCACUGAAUUCAUAUACACACCAUGUCAGUGGCGCGAGACGCAAAGCCGGUUGCGGAAGACAAACAUACAGCCAGCGUACGCCUACGAGACGAGCUACCUCCGCGCGCUUGUUCUUGCCAUGUCCGACACCGCCGAGUCGCUCACCCUCCCUGUCGAGACGGCACCGCUCUUGGAGAUGGCUAAUAUGGACUGGCCGCGUCUGCAUACGCUGUCGCUCACCGGGCGAUAUACCCAUCCAAAUCAAUGUCGUGCUAUCCCCCUCCUCCUUCUGCGCAUGCCGAACCUGCGCUCACUCUCGGUCAAAGUGAUGCAGUGCGAAGUAAUGCGACGUCCCCUUCUGCUCAAGGAGCCUCCGGAUACUAGCUACCGCCUACGGUCAUUGACGAUCUCGUAUCCGAACCCGGAAGAUCCGAUUUUCUCGUAUAUCGGAGAUGCCGUCGAUACCUCCCAGCCAUAUUCCCGAUCCUCAGGGCGUCCGAAUGUUUAG